Messenger RNA from Hibiscus syriacus, 1680 nucleotides. RefSeq lists its product as uncharacterized. The transcript has 7 exons. The coding region runs from base 135 to 1586 and encodes 483 amino acids. Lineage: Eukaryota; Viridiplantae; Streptophyta; Magnoliopsida; Malvales; Malvaceae. Gene Ontology annotation, molecular function: protein binding. The record is from RefSeq and is a predicted model, not a curated record.
UCUCUUUUUUUUUUUCCCACUCUUAUUGAAAAAACCCAGAUUUCAAGUAGGGUUCUUGGCUUACUUUUCAACGUGUAAAGCUUGAACCUCCUUCCAUUUCCAAGAGCUCUCAUUUUGGGGCUUUUGUUUUCUCAAUGGGGAAAAACGUAUUAGCUUUGGGUGUUGCUCUUUGGCUUCUUCUUGGAAGUGUGGAUGUCAGCUCAGCUCCGACUAGUUCUUCACCUGCAAAGAUCCUUAAUGGAGUUUUCUCUAAAUCUUUGUCUGCUUCCAUGAAAUGGUUAUGGUCACUCAAAACUACAACCAAAACAGCAAUUACUGGGCGUUCAAUGGUGAAGUUCGAGAGUGGAUACACUGUGGAGACAGUGUUUGAUGGCAGUAAGCUUGGGAUUGAGCCUCACACUGCUGAGGCUUUGCCUAAUGGGGAGCUUCUGAUUUUGGACUCUGCUAAUAGCAACCUGUAUAGGAUUUCUGCUUCUUUGUCUUUAUAUACUAGACCACGGCUGGUCGCGGGAUCUCCCCAAGGAUACCCCGGACACAUAGAUGGGAAGCCCCGAGAGGCGAGGAUGAAGCAUCCAAAAGGGUUAGCCGUAGAUGACAGAGGGAACAUUUAUAUUGCAGAUACUAUGAACAUGGCAAUAAGGAAGAUAAGUGAUGCAGGUGUUACUACAAUUGCUGGUGGAAGAUUGAGCCGGGGAGGGGGUCAUGUAGAUGGACCAAGUGAAGAUGCAAAGUUUUCUGAUGAUUUUGAUGUGGUCUAUGUCGGAAGCAGUUGCUCCCUUCUCGUUAUAGAUAGAGGAAAUCGAGCAAUCAGAGAGAUUCAACUACACUUCGACGACUGUGCCUAUCAGUACGGAAGUGGUUUUCCUCUCGGAAUCGCUGUACUUAUUGCGGCUGGAUUCUUCGGUUACAUGCUAGCUCUGCUGCAACGUAGAGUAGGCACCAUCAUAUCGUCCCAAAAUGAUUCAGUUGAAGGGAAUGCUGCUGUAUCGACUCCGUAUCAGGAGCCCGUGAAAUCCGUCAGGCCACCUUUAAUUCCAACCGAAGAUGAACACGAGAGGCAAGAAGUUCGGAAACUUGUUCUCAAUGGCGGAGUUUCAGUUCUCGAAAUCAUGGGAGGAGUAUUCCCUGGUUUUAGAAAGAAGUCACUGAUCCCGCUACCGCAACAACCGAUGCAUUCGACACAUUGGCCUGCACAAGAGAGCUACGUGAUACCGGAUGAAGACGAGCCCCCACCGAUUGAUACCCGAGCCCCCACUCCACGGAAGACAUAUCCUUUCAUGUCCAAAGAUGCAGAAAAGAUCCAUCAGUUGUGUCAAAGCCAGGUCUUCCACAGCGGAUGGGAUGCCGAUGUGCAGCAUCAGAAACACCUCCAGCAACAGCAUCGCUAUCAAUCAUCUGCCCCGCGUACUUACUAUGAGCAGAGCCAUGAGAAAACCAACGAGGUCGUUUUCAGGGCAGUUCAAGAGCGAGACAGGAAGCGCGAAGCUAUGCUAAAAACCGCCACCGACGACGGUGGCAACACCUAUGAUCAUCACAAUAUUCGCUUCCGAUCAAAUUCGGGUUUCAGUGAUGGCACGCAGAGAUAAAUUUGGGGUAGAGAAAGUAUUAUUGUAAAUGUUGAGAACUCUAAACUUGUUAGAUUAUUAUAUAAAUUAAUUGAUUUAAAUUCCGGAUUUUGAA